AUGUCAUCGUCUCACGACGAUGAGGUAAAUGUACCGGAGGCUGAACCAUGGAGAGUUACAGAGAAUGAACAUAUUGAGCAAGACCUUCUGGCAGAAGACGCUGAAAGUCAGGAGAAAGUGGAAAUCCCAGUUGAUGAUGUGGAGAAGGCGUUUUCGUUCAAGAAACUUUGGGCAUUUACUGGACCUGGUUUCCUUAUGAGCAUUGCUUAUUUAGAUCCAGGAAAUAUCGAAAGUGAUCUCCAAUCCGGUGCACAGGCAGCAUACAAACUAUUAUGGGUGUUAUUAUCAGCUCACAUUAUUGGAAUGUUACUUCAACGAAUGUCUGCAAGACUUGGAGUUGUCAGUGGCAAGCAUAUGGCAGAGGUCGCAUACCAAUUCUAUCCAAGACUUCCGAGAAUAAUUUUGUGGUUGAUGAUUGAGAUUGCGAUUGUGUGCAGUGAUAUGCAAGAAGUGAUUGGAACAGCCAUUGCAAUUUUCCUUCUUUCCAAAGGAUUGGUUCCUCUUUACGUAGGUGUGUUCAUCACAAUUCUCGACACUUUCACUUUUUUGCUAAUCGACCGAUACGGUAUCCGAAAACUGGAAUUAAUUUUCGGAGUAUUGAUUCUCACUAUGACAGCGUCGUUUGGUUACGAGUUUGUCGUUGUAAAACCGCCAAUUGGAGAUGUCAUUUCUGGAAUGGUAGUUCCUUGGUGCGCUGGUUGCGGGAAGGGAGAGUUCAUGCAAGCGAUUUCAGUAGUUGGAGCAGUGAUCAUGCCACAUAACUUGUAUCUUCACUCGGCACUUGUUAAAUCUCGCCGUGUUGAUCGCAAAGACCGUCGUCGUGUAGCCGAAGCUAACAAAUACUUCACUAUUGAAUCCGCCGUAGCUCUCUUCCUGAGUUUCUUCAUCAAUCUAUUUGUGGUUGCAGUCUUUGCCCACGGACUGUACCAGAAAACCAACGCCGAUGUUCGUGAAAUGUGCAUUGCAAGACAUGAUAUCCCGGAUGCAGACAUCUUUCCGAACAACACCGACCCAGUUGAAGUGGAUAUCUAUAAGGGCGGCAUCUACCUUGGCUGUCAGUUUGGAGCCAUUGCGAUGUUCAUUUGGGGAGUUGGAAUAUUUGCAGCAGGUCAAUCAUCGACAAUGACUGGUACAUACACUGGACAGUUUGUGAUGGAAGGCUUCGUGAAGAUUGAAUGGCCGAAGUGGAAGCGAGUUCUUAUCACUCGAGCGAUUGCCAUCACUCCCACUCUCAUUUUGACGUUCUAUUCUCAAGGCGUUCAGAAUUUGACAGGAAUGAACGACUUCCUAAACUGUGUCCAAAUGAUCCAACUGCCGUUUGCUCUGAUUCCAAUCAUCACAUUCACGUCAAGUCGGAAAAUUAUGCAUGAUUUCAGAAGCUCAAAAUUGUUCCAAAUUUUCGCUCUGAUCACAUCUGCAUUGAUUCUUUCAAUCAACGUGUAUUUCAUAUCCGACUAUGUUUCAUCUCGUCUUGGAACCGAGUGGUAUGUGAUUAUGGUUCUCGCUCCAAUCACAGUUUGUUAUGUGUUAUUUGUUCUUUACUUGGCAAUCUACUGUUUGGUUUCGUGCGAAGUGAUUCCGGGAACCGUCACUAUUCGAGGAUUCAGCUUUAAUAAAUCAUACGAGAACGACGCUCCAUGGUUGGCCGUCGAACAAUCCGCUAGUCAUGACAACGAUGGAUUUCAACAGUGA
Caenorhabditis remanei is the source of this 1692-nucleotide messenger RNA. RefSeq lists its product as uncharacterized. Gene Ontology annotation, cellular component: apical plasma membrane. Gene Ontology annotation, biological process: metal ion transport; response to manganese ion; manganese ion homeostasis. The coding region runs from base 1 to 1692 and encodes 563 amino acids. Gene Ontology annotation, molecular function: cadmium ion transmembrane transporter activity; iron ion transmembrane transporter activity; manganese ion transmembrane transporter activity. The transcript is spliced from 11 exons. The record is from RefSeq and is a predicted model, not a curated record. NCBI's taxonomy places the organism in Eukaryota, Metazoa, Nematoda, Chromadorea, Rhabditida, Rhabditidae.